Messenger RNA from Purpureocillium lilacinum, 765 nucleotides. RefSeq lists its product as uncharacterized. NCBI's taxonomy places the organism in Eukaryota, Fungi, Ascomycota, Sordariomycetes, Hypocreales, Ophiocordycipitaceae. The record is from RefSeq and is a predicted model, not a curated record. Gene Ontology annotation, molecular function: acyltransferase activity, transferring groups other than amino-acyl groups.
AUGGCAAAGCCGCGCCACAGGAUCCAAGCCCUCACGCUCGACGACGUGCCCGCCGUGGCCCAGCUGUGCGGCGAUGCCUUCGAGACGGACCGGCAGACCGAGAUGAAGGGCCUCGGCAAGGAGCCCUUUGACAUGAAAAAGUACACCCUCGAGAGCCUGCCCGGCCUGCUAAAGAACCCGCGCAUCGUCGUGCUCAAGGUCGUGGACGACGAGUCGGGCGACGUCAUGGGCUACUGCACCUGGGGGUUCCGCGGCUUUCCCCCGGACGACAUGCCCGUCCUCGAGGGCCGUACGCAGCCGCCAGCCAACCCUCCCGCCCCGGCGGCGAGCGGCGAUAACAACAACAAGGAGUCUGUGCAAAAGGACGAACCGAAGCCGGAGCCGGAGCCGGAAACGGACCCCAUCAAGCGCCUCGAGGCCCUCACCAACGCCGACAUGAACGCCUGGAUGGACGAGGUCAUGCCCGAGGGCACGCGCUGCAUCUUCGUCGUCGGCCUGUCCGUGUCGCCCAAGUACCAGGGCCGCGGCGUCGGCUCGGCACUCUUGAGCUGGGGCACCAACUUUUGCGACGAGAAAGGAGUCUUUGCCUGGGUGCACUCUUCGGAGCCGGCGUGGAAGAUGUACGAGAAGUCGGGCUUCCGCGUCAUUCGCUCACUGGACGUCGAUCUGGACGAGUACGCGCCGAUGCCGCCGCCAAAUGAAGGACCUGACGCGAAAUGGGGGCAUUACGUGUUUCGAUACAUGAAGUAUUUCCCGAAGAGUUGA